CCUGCGCUCUGCCUGCCAGGCUGCAGCCGUGUGCCAGCUCGCUGUUUAGUUCUGUUUUACAGUUUAAGAGGAAGACUGCUGAUGAAGCGGGGCUGCCUGUCUGAGCAGAAACCACCACAUGUAGAGAAAAUGAGUCGUAAACACAGAGAACAGGCAGAGGAAGUGAUUCUAAUCAGGCGCCCUCUCUGGGUGUGACUUCCUCUGAAGUUUGGUUCCACUCUCCCCCAGGCUGUGGCGCAGAGUUUCUCCCUCUGAGGCUCCAUCUGAAGGUGAGGCAUGUGACUCCAGGAGGCUCACCUGUGUGAGCACCCAGGUGUCUUCUUCUUCUACUCCAGUACUGGGAGCGUCUGGACGAGCUACUGAAGUGGGAGUAAACUGAAACUGCAUCAUGGAUCAGAGGGAGGGCAGAGAGAAAGAGGAGGAGGCUCGGCGGAGCCGUAUGAGAUCAGACUCUCCAGGAUCUGAACCCAGCAUGUGGUCCUUCAGGAGCGACUGGUCCAAGGAGCCGCCGCUUUAUUUCCAGAGUGAUGAUUCUAGAGGGUUCCAUGGUAGACCAGACUCUCCUGAACCCAGCCACGUGUCCUUAAAGAGUGACUGGUCCAAGGAGCCGCCGCUGUAUUUCAGUGGACCUUUACCAGAGAGGUUCCAUGGUAGACCAGACUCUCCUGAACCCAGCCACGUGUCCUUAAAGAGUGACUGGUCCAAGGAGCCGCCGCUGUAUUUCAGAAGAGAAAAAGUUGACCAGCAGAACUCAGAUGUACCCAGUGGUUCAUCUUUGCAGCAGCAUCAGACAGGAUUGGACUCCAUAUUUUUGCUGCUUGAGGAGAAUAUUAUCCCGUUUGUAAAGCGUGAGCUGAAGAGGAUCCACAAGAGUCUGGUUAACCCAGAAAGUUUCAAGAGUUUGAGGGAUGAUGAGGAAGUGUUGGAUGGUGAUGAAGAGGAGGAGCAGAGUAGCAGCAGGGAGGCAUUUCUGAAGAUCACAGUGAACUUUCUGAGGAGGAUGAAGCAGGAGGAGCUGGCUGACCUUCUGCUGAGCAGACCUUCAUCUUCAGUUUGUCAGCGUAAACUUAAAUCCAACCUGAAGGAUAAGUUCCAGUGUGUGUUUGAGGGGAUCGCUAAAGAAGGGAACCCAGUCCUCCUGAAUCAGAUCUACACAGAGCUCUACAUCACUGAGGGAGGGACUGGAGAGGUCAACGAGGAACACGAGGUCAGACAGAUCGAAAAUGCAUCAAGAAAACCAUACACACCUGAAACAACCAUCAGACAGGAGGACAUCUUCAAAGCUGUGGCUGGAAGAAAAGAACCAAUCAGGACAGUGAUGACGAAGGGCGUGGCUGGCAUUGGGAAAACAGUCUUAACACAGAAGUUCACUCUGGACUGGGCUGAAGGCAGAGCCAACCAGGACAUCCAGUUCACAUUUCCAUUCACUUUCAGAGAGCUGAAUGUGCUGAAAGAGAAAGAGUUCAGCUUGGUGGAGCUCCUUCAUCACUUCUUUACUGAAACCAAAGAAGCAGGACUCUGCAGGUUUGAGGACUUCCAGGUGGUCUUCAUCUUUGACGGUCUGGAUGAGUGUCGGCUUCCUCUGGACUUCACCAACAAUGAGAUCCUGACUGAUGUUAGCCAGUCCACCUCGGUGGAUGUGCUGCUGACUAACCUCAUCAGGGGGAACCUGCUUCCAUCUGCUCGCCUCUGGAUAACCACACGACCUGCAGCAGCCAAUCAGAUCCCUCCUGGGUGUGUUGACAUGGUGACAGAGGUCAGAGGGUUCACUGACCCUCAGAAGGAGGAGUACUUCAGGAAGAGGUUCAAAGAUGAGAGGCAGGCCAGCAGAAUCAUCUCCCACAUCAAGACCUCCAGAAGCCUCCAGAUCAUGUGCCACAUCCCGGUCUUCUGCUGGAUCACUGCUACAGUUCUGGAGGAUCUGCUGAAGACCACCAAGAGAGGAGAGCUGCCCAAGACCCUGACUGAGAUGUUCAUCCACUUCCUGGUGGUUCAGACCAAACUGAAGAACAUCAAGUAUGAUGGAGGAGCUGAGACUGAUCCAAACUGGAGUCCAGAGAGCAUGAAGAUGAUCCGGUCUCUGGGUAAGCUGGCUUUUGAGCAGCUGCAGAAAGGAAACCUGAUCUUCUAUGAACCAGACCUGAUGGAGUGUGGAAUCGAUAUCAGAGAAGCCUCCUGGUACUCAGGAGUGUUCACACAGGUCUUCAGAGUGGAGAGAGGACUGUACCAGGACCAGGUCUUCUGCUUCAUCCAUCUGAGUGUUCAGGAGUUUCUGGCUGCUCUUCAUGUCCAUCAGACCUUCACCAACUCUGGAGUCAAUCUGCUGUCAGAAGAACCAUCAACCUCCCAGACACAGUUCUACCAAACAGCCGUGGACCAGGCCCUGCAGAGUCCAAAUGGACACCUGGACCUGUUCCUCCGCUUCCUCCUGGGUCUUUCACUGCAGACCAAUCAGACUCUCCUACGAGGUCUGGUAGCACCAACAAGAAGUAGCUCAGAGACUGAUGAGGACAAAGUGGAGUACAUCAAGAAGAAGAUUAAUGAGAUGAUCUCACCAGAAAGGAGCAUCAAUCUGUUCCACUGUCUGAACGAGCUGAAGGACUAUUCUCUAGAAAAGCAGAUCCAGCAGUACCUUGGUUCAGGAAAACUUGCCAGAGAGAAACUGUCUCCUGCUCAGUGGUCAGCUCUGGUCUUCAUCUUGCUCUCAUCAGAGAAAGAUCUGGAUGUCUUUGACCUGAGGAAGUACUCUGCAUCUGAAGAGGCUCUCCUGAGGCUGCUGCCAGUGGUCAGAGCCUCCAAGAAAGCUGUGCUGAGUGGAUGUAAUCUCUCAGAAGAAAGCUGUAAAGCUCUGUCAUCAGUCAUCAGCUCCCAGUCCUCCAAUCUGAGGGAGCUGGACCUGAGUAACAACAACCUGCAGGACUCAGGAGUGGAGAUCUUGUCUGAGGGACUGGGGAGUCCAAACUGUUUACUGGAAACCCUCAGGCUGUCAGGCUGUCUGAUCACAGACAAAGGCUGCUCUUUUCUAGUCUCAGCUCUGACAUCCAACCCCUCCCACCUCAGAGAGCUUGACCUGUGCUACAAUCAUCUGACUGAUUCAGAAGUGGCCAAACUGGAGGAUCCAAACUGGGAACUUUGGCUGGAGCCUUCUGGACCUCAGUGGUUGACACCAGGUCUGAGGAAGUAUUCUUGUGAACUCCAGCUCGACCCAAACACCAUGUACAGACAGAUCCAACUGUCCGACAACAACAGGAAGAUGACCUAUGUGGAGGAGGACCAGCCGUAUCCUGAUCAUCCAGACAGGUUUGAGGAGUGGCGUCAGGUGCUGUGUAGAGAUGGUCUGACUGGUCGCUGUUACUGGGAGGCGGACUGCCUCGGAUACGUGGAUGUGUCGGUGAGUUACAGAGGAAUCAGCAGGAGAGGAAACAGAGACGACUGUUCGUUUGGAAGCAACGAUCAGUCCUGGAGUCUCCACUGCACCAGUGAUGGUCGCUUUUGUGUGUGGCACAACAACAAAGGAACCAUCUCCUACUCCUCCGCCUCCCUGGCCUCAUCCGCCCCCUUCCACUCCUUAGGCCCGGUCUCUAACAGAGUAGCCGUGUAUGUGGACCAUCCUGCUGGCAUCUUGUCCUUCUACAUCGUCUCCUCUGACACAGGCAAACUGGUCCACAUCCACACCUUCAACACCACAUUCACUGAGCCUCUGUAUCCUGGGUUUGGUUUUGGGUUCACCAAUCCUGGGUCCUUGGUGUCUCAGUGUUCCCUGUUGGAGGACUGUCUCUGCUACAUGUGAUGGGUAGAGUAAUACAUCAGUUAUACCUUUCUUAGGAGUGUGUUUGAUACAUGAGCUGCAUUGUUCUAGGUCCUUUAUAGACUAAAGCUUCACCUCCUCCACCCCAGCUCCUCCUUUAUAGACUAAAGCUCCACCUCCUCCACCCCAGCCUCCUCCUUUAUAGACUAAAGCUCCACCUCCUCCACCCCAGCCUCCU
Molecule: messenger RNA, 3986 nt
Organism: Cheilinus undulatus (humphead wrasse)
Lineage: Eukaryota; Metazoa; Chordata; Actinopteri; Labriformes; Labridae
Product: protein NLRC3-like
Exons: 13
Coding region: 389-3790 (1133 amino acids)
Molecular function (GO): protein binding
Source: RefSeq, a predicted model, not a curated record